AUGAAAGGCAGGGAGGAGCAAUCGUUUGUGAGAUGGAGAUCUCACUUCGACCGAGAUGGAGGCGGCUGCCUCAUGAGCCACCUCGUCGGGUGUCUCGAAAUGACUCUCGCCAUAUUUGAACAAUGCACCGAACCGCUGGCCGACAAUACCAGCGACGCCGAGUCUGAAACCAUCACGAAGAAACCGAAAUACCCCAGGCGCUCUAGAGCAAAGGCGGCGGUCGCCGCGCGUGUUCAACGCCAGAGCAUGGAGCUGUUUCAAUCCGCCUUCGACCAAGUUCGUGGCAUCGUGGUCAACUCCGGCUUCAAGUCCAUCCUUGACCUCCCGUUUGGAGAAGAGAAGAAAAAAAGAGUCACGCGUCCAGCGCCAAACAAGCCUGCUUUCAUUUUGCCCCAGCGUUUGAAUAACCAAGGGCCAUAUGGCUGGUCAGACCGUCUUACUAAUGUAUCGCGCAAGAUGAUGUAUGUCUCUGGUGAGACCGCCGAACCGUCGAUUGAGACGACUAGCAUGAUUGAGGACAUUGUGCGCCAGCAAGUCAUUGAGCUGCUUCGAAACUGCACUGAGCUUGCAGCUCGCCGCGGCGCGCGAGCCAUCACGAUUAAUGACCUGAUUUUUCAAAUUCGCCAUGAUCAAGCCAAAGUUUCUCGCCUGCGUACGUUCCUCUCAUGGAAAGAUGUCAGAAAGAACGUCAAGGAUUCCGACGACAAGGGAGGUGAAGCGGACCUGGGAGCUGGUGAAGACCCCAGCGGUGGCGUGGUCCCCGGUGGCCCUGUAGACGACGCGACCAAGAAGAACAAAAAGGCCAAGGUCGGCCUGCCCUGGGAGCCGUCCUCUUUCUACAGCCAGGAAGUCCCUGAACGUGACGACGAGGAGGAUGAAGAAGAGGAAGAGAUGAACUUCAUCACCCUUCAACGUCUCCGCAAGGCCGACGAGCGCACUAAAGCCAUGACGAAGGAGGAGUACGUGACAUGGUCCGAAUACCGUCAAGCUUCGUUCACGUACCGCAAGGGCAAAAGGUUCCGAGAAUGGGCUGGAUUUGGUAUUGUAACGGACAGCAAACCUUCCGACGAUAUCGUCGAUAUCUUGGGUUUCUUGACCUUCGAAAUGGUCCAGACCCUAACCGAGCACGCGCUUAAGGUCAAGGAGCAAGAGGAUCUGUUCAAGGCACAGAGCGGCGGUGAAAAUGCAGGAUCAAAGAAGCGCAAGGUGGCCACCGGCCUGUUCGACCCGCCCAGCGAGGGAAGAAGUCCAAUUGAGCCUCGUCACGUUCAGGAAGCUUUCAGACGCCUCCAGCAGCGACCCAAGAAGACUCGGGCCAUGCUGAAUGGUACCCGGCUUCCACAGCAUACCGCGCUCAAUAUUUUCUGA
Colletotrichum fioriniae is the source of this 1368-nucleotide messenger RNA. The record is from RefSeq and is a predicted model, not a curated record. Lineage: Eukaryota; Fungi; Ascomycota; Sordariomycetes; Glomerellales; Glomerellaceae.